UUUAAUAAAUAAGGGGAGUAAGUAUAAAAUAAAAUAACAGAGAUAAUAUUAAAAGGUGGGUGGUAUGGAUGUUAAAAAAAUAAAAAAUAAAAUAAAAUAAUUAAAAAGAAUAGGCUAAAUUAGAAAGUGGGUAUGUAGAACAUCAAAAAGAAAAAUAUUGUUUGUACUCUAUUCUCAUAAGACCGAGCUUCUAGCAUUCAUUUUACAGCCUAUAUAUACCUCAUUCUCUCAGACCAGUUUGUAGUAGAAUUGUGAAAAUUAAGCAAAUAUAGUUAAAAAAAAAAAAAAAAAUGGAACCAAACCAUUGUUCCAACAAACAAACAAAAGAGCUAUUAGAUGCAGUAGGUUUUAUAUGGAACCAUAGUUUAUCGUUCCUAAAUUCCAUGGCUCUAAAGUGUGCCAUUCAACUAGGCAUCUCAGAUGCCAUCAAAAAACAUGGCAAACCCAUGACUCUUGUUGAGCUAACUAAUUCUCUUUCGAUCCAUCCAAACAAGGCUUCGUCCUUGCAUCAAAUGAUGCGUCUUCUUGUUCACAACAAUUUCUACACCACACAAAUUUUACCGACUGGAGAAGAAGCAUACGAUCUUACCCUAAACUCCGAACUCCUUUUAAAAGAUCACCCUCUUACUCAUGCACCCUUAGCCCUUAUAGGGAUAACUCCGCAGUUAACUGAACCAUCUCACCAUUUUGCUAGUUGGUUUCAAAGUCAUGACCAAUCUUGUGAGUCUUCUUUUCACGUGGCUCAAGGCAUGCAUUUGUACAAAGGCAUGCCUAGUGAUACCAAACUCAAUGACUUGUUUAACCUAGCCAUGGCAAGUGAUUCUCGAUUGAUCUCGAGCUUGUUGCUGACUAAUAAUAAGUUCAAAGCCCUAAUCCAAGGCAUUGAAUCCAUCGUCGAUGUUGGUGGAGGUACUGGUACUAUGGUUAAAGCCAUUGCUGAGGCUUUUCCUGAGGUGAAUUGUAUCUUGUUUGAUCAACCACAUGUAGUCAACAAUUUACAACUAAAUGAAAUAAGGAACUUGACUUAUGUUGCCGGUGACAUGUUCAAAUCUAUUCCUCAAGCUAAUGUCGUCUUACUCAAGUGGAUAUUGCACAACUGGAGUGAUGAAAAUUGCAUAAAGAUACUUGAAAAGUGCAAAGAAGCAAUUCCAAGUAGAGAAAAAGGAGGAAAGUUGCUGAUCAUAGAUAUGGUAGUCGGAAUCCCAAUUAACAAUGAAAAUCACUCCAGAUCCCAGUUUCUUGCGGACAUUCAAAUGUCGUAUCUUUUUGGAGGAAAAGAAAGAACUGAACAACAAUGGAAAUUUCUCUUUGAUAAGGCUGGUUUUUGUGACUAUAACAUUUUACCAAUUUUAGGGUCGAGGUCUGUUAUCGAGGUUUUUCCUGCAUAACAAAAAUCUUGUUCGAUGAUUUCUACAUGUGUGAUUGUGGUAUAAGGUUUAUGGGUGUGUUUUAAGUUUCUGGUCAUGUACGUUUUAAGAUUGCACUUGUGUGUUUUUUUUUUAUCAUGCUUUCGCAUUUUUACACAAUAUUCGUGUUUACAUUUGUAUGUUGUUAUUUUCCUUUGAAUAAUUCUAAGUGGAAUGAAGAUGGGAUUUGUUUGUUUAA
This is a messenger RNA of Chenopodium quinoa (quinoa), 1605 nucleotides long. RefSeq names its product trans-resveratrol di-O-methyltransferase-like. The transcript is spliced from 2 exons. Lineage: Eukaryota; Viridiplantae; Streptophyta; Magnoliopsida; Caryophyllales; Amaranthaceae. The record is from RefSeq and is a predicted model, not a curated record. The coding region runs from base 291 to 1388 and encodes 365 amino acids. Gene Ontology annotation, molecular function: O-methyltransferase activity; protein dimerization activity; S-adenosylmethionine-dependent methyltransferase activity. Gene Ontology annotation, biological process: methylation.